Schizosaccharomyces octosporus yFS286 is the source of this 2747-nucleotide messenger RNA. RefSeq lists its product as uncharacterized. The record is from RefSeq and is a predicted model, not a curated record. The coding region runs from base 885 to 2426 and encodes 513 amino acids. NCBI's taxonomy places the organism in Eukaryota, Fungi, Ascomycota, Schizosaccharomycetes, Schizosaccharomycetales, Schizosaccharomycetaceae. The transcript has a single exon.
AAAAUACUUGUCGCAUCAUCCGUCUGCAUACACCAAAAAAAAUUCCCUAGGAACUAUUUCAAAAUUUCCUGAUUUCAGAUUUCAGAUUUUCGACUUUGCGGAAUUUUUAACUAUUCACAUCGCUUUUAGGAGGUCAGUUUCCCGCAAGGACCUUCUUUUUCGGGUGUAAUAGGACUUACCCAGAAAACUCAUCUUAUAUCUUCUAAAAAAGCCCUAAAAGCUGUUUAGUUUUUCUUUUGUAAACACGAUAUCGGUGUUCUACUAUAUCAAGUCCGAGGUUUUACCGAAUAUUCUGUUUGGAAAAACGUUUAAAUCAAUAUUCUGUAGGCUUUAUUUUAUCUAAGUCUGUGGGUAUACUAUACUCAGCUAUUCCUAUCUUUUUUUUUUUUUCUACUAAAAAAAGUCUAACAAUCGGAACCAAAAAGAAACCUUGGUUUCUCUUCCAUUUCUUUUGUUUCUCUAAUUUCCUCUCUAGUCGUUCCGGAGUUUUUUGCUGCUCAUUUCUAAGUUGAUUGCUCUGUUUAAUUUAUUUUCUAUUUUCCGGCGUUCUACAAACUUUUUCCUUCGUUAGUGUUUGAUUCUUUCAUUCAGGCUUUGUUGGGACGGACUACGCUCGUUGUUGUUAUACUUUGUUUUUAUUUUUUUGGAUUCUCGUUUGGAUAUUCCUAAUUUAUUUUUAAUAAUUCAUUCCUGGUCUAAUUCACUUCUUGUUCCUCCUUUUUAGUGGUUUUAUCGGACUAUAAACACAUUGCGUCGUUAUUAUAUAAAACCCGCCUUUGAUUCGUUCUCUGGUUCAUUAGUUAGCUCUUUUUUUUUUUUCUUCUUUUUUUUCGACAAGAGAUUAGAGUUGGAUUUCCUUUAAUACGCCCUACGUUAUUCGCUAAAUGGCUCCUCCACCUAGUGCUACUUUUUUUAAUCGUAGUUUUUGGAAAAGAAUCUUUUCUAAUGCUAACCAAGAUGACACCUCUAGUGUAAAGAAUGCUGAUGAUUUGGAAUUACAACAUCAUGCUUUACACAAGAAUGCCUACGACGAGGAUCUAAGAACUGAUCCCAACACAGUAUUUAAUCGUAAAAACCUUCACGUACCUCGCGUACUAUAUCUUUUAAUUUGUGCAGUUGGCUCAUUCAUCAUUUCCGGGGGUUUGGAGUUCGCUAUCGCUUAUGGUAUGUAUAAAAACACCAUAGACCGUGUUCGUCUAUGGCGCCUACCCGAUACGCUUUCUGGUGACUUGGCUGUCACCAAUUUUGUCCAAGCUGUACUUACGUAUUGGAUAGAAUCUGCGUUAGUACAAGCUGAUUUACGCUCAGGGCUUGUAAAGCCUCUUUAUCUUGGUCGGUUUCCAAGAAAUACUUUUAUGCGAGAGAUAUUGCGUGCGAAGCCAAAGUAUAACUUUCAUUUUAUAGUUUUCCGUUGGAUAGAAUGGAUGGCUUUUACUGGUUUACGUGGUUUGUUUUGGUCUGUUCCUCUUUGGUUUUUGCUUUGGCCUGCUUCAAUCGGCAUUCUUACUGCACCAGGACAGCAUUCUGGUAACGAUUACUUUUACAAUAACUAUCCUGCUCCUCAAAUAAUAAAGCUUAUAUUUGGUGGUGUCCUGGGUUUUGUUUUUACUCCAUGGAUUGCGUUCUUACAUAUGUAUAUGUAUGGUCACUACCAGUACUUGGAUGAUCAUCAAAAUCAGGCGAGUGGUAUUAAAGACUUGGAAUCACAGAGGAAUGCAUCUGUUUCCGCUAUUAGUUCUGGCUUCGGUGCAGCAGCUGCCGCUGGUGGUGCUCGUAAUGUUAGCAAUAAUAAUGUUGCUUUUCCUCCUUCUUCGGAAUAUAAUGCUAAUUCAGAGCGUACCACCGCCGCUCCCACAUCUUCUGCUCCUCCUGUGAUAAAUCAUUUCCCUACUCCUAAUCCCAGAAAUGAUUCUGGGAUCACCUCUCUUGGAAGAUCAGCUUCUGAUUUAAACACACCUCAAGACUCGAGCAUGAUUAAUUUGGGACCGAAGGCAACGGGUAAUGCGUUUGCAGAUCAUCAACCUCAUCCAGUGUUAAGUACUCACACAACUACCAUGUACGAUACUUCUGCACCUGUCCCUGCCGAUCAUGCUGUUCAUCUAAACGAUGAAAGGCUGUACGAUUCUCUUGAUCACUCGCCUGACUUCCAGUCACCACCUUUUGAAUCAAUCAUGUCACCAGAGAUGGUACAUCGUACAACUUUUACUAAUGAGGAUUUAAACAGGAACAACUCGAUACGAUCUCACGCUCUUAGCAGCGCUUAUGAUAGCUCUGACAAUGAUGGUUUUUCUUUAGUUACGGCUCCCAGUAUCGCUCAAACCUCUUCCGCUGUGAAUUCGGCUACACCAAGUGUGAAUGGUGAUGCCAAUGAAGAAUUAUCUGAUUCUGCUUCUACUGACACAAGCGUAACAACCAAAAAGCCAUAGUGUUGUUCACUUGUACAUGCAGUUUCUAUAAUUGGUUGAAUUUGGUUUUUGGCAAGGGGAUUUAAGAAAAUAGGAUACUUAGUUUGGUACGUUGCUUUUCGUUCUCAAAAAUACGUUUCGGGUUUGCAAACUUAAUGUGGGAUAAUGGUAUUAUUAAUAAUAUAGACUGACUGUUUUGUUUGUUUUCUAUUUUUAUAGUUUUUAGAUUAAUAUAUCAACUAAUAGUCAGUAAAAAGUUUGACAUUUUAGCGGGCAUAGGCUUGUACGAUAUAUAGCAAUCUGUGAGAUAAAAUAAGAAAAAACAACUUUACUGAAAAUGAU